AUGGCCGCAGUUUAUGCUCCGUCAGUCAACUUUUCGGCAAAAGCCUCUCCGAUUAGCCUCUGCUUCAGCACCGCGAACAAGCCGCUAAUAAGCUUUACCGGCGGAGCUAAGCUUAAGCCUCUGGGGAGCAAACAUCGGAGGAGCCGAAACCUUGUCUGUCGCGGUGCUUCAUCUGUUUCUAUUCGCGAUUUGGAUGCAGAUGACAUUAGACAUCCUCUGGAUAGACAAAAUACGUUGAUCCUGAGAGCAAUUCCAGGUCUAAACGAAAUCGGAAAAGCUUUAUUAGGAACUGUAGCUGAGCAAGUUAUGCUUCUGGAGAAUAUAGGGACAUCCGUUCUUGUUUCCGAGAAUCAGCUUCCUGAGCUUCAUAAAUUGCUGAUUGAGGCUGCGGGUUUACUAAAUAUUGAGGCCCCUGACUUGUAUUUACGCCAAAGUCCCAUUCCCAAUGCAUACACUUUGGCAAUCAGUGGAAAGAAACCGUUUGUUGUUGUUCAUACGAGCUUGGUUGAACUUUUGUCAAGAAAAGAGUUGCAGGCUGUUUUAGCUCAUGAAUUGGGUCAUUUGAAGUGUGAUCACGGUGUGUGGCUCACGUUUGCUAAUAUUCUUACUCUCGGAGCGUAUUCUGUCCCUGGGCUCGGCAGUUUGAUUGCUCAGACACUAGAAGAGCAACUCUUCCGUUGGAUUCGAGCUGCUGAACUCACGUGUGAUAGGGCAGCACUUGUUGUUGCUCGAGACCCUAAGGUUGUCAUAUCAGUUCUGAUGAAAUUAGCGGGUGGCUGUCCCUCUAUGGCCGACCAAUUAAACAUUGAUGCCUUCUUGGAGCAAGCUCGCUCUUAUGAAAAGGCUUCUGCUAGCCCAAUCGGGUGGUAUAUAAGGAAUGCUCAAACGAGGCAACUUUCGCACCCUCUUCCGGUUCUUCGUGCUCGUGAGAUUGAUGAAUGGUCCAGGAGUUCAGAGUAUCAAUCUCUUCUUAAGCGUGUGAAGUUGGUGAACUCUGUUAAUGGCGUUUAG
Messenger RNA from Striga hermonthica, 1011 nucleotides. The record is from the annotation of a GenBank genome assembly. Lineage: Eukaryota; Viridiplantae; Streptophyta; Magnoliopsida; Lamiales; Orobanchaceae.